AGCUUCCAAUUCUGAGAUUCCUUCCUGUUUUUGUACAUUUUAAGGAAGCAGGGGAUGCUGGCUAAUUGUUAUUUUGGAUAUUCGUUUGUAGUGGUGAUAACUAUGGCCCAGAUUCCCGGCCAAGAGAAUAAAGAGAAAACUACUGCCCUGAAAGACCUGUUGUCCAGGAUAGACCUGGACGAACUCAUGAAGAAGGACGAACCUCCGCUCAAUUUCCCCAAGACGCUUGAAGAGUUUGAGUAUGCCUUCAACGAGCAGGGCAGGUUGAGGCACACCACGACGGGCGAGGCGUAUGUGUUCAACGCCCGGGAGGACCUCCACAGGUGGAACCAGAAACGCUACGAGGCCCUGGGAGAGAUCAUCACGCAUUAUGUUUACCAACUGCUGGAGACAAAGUGCAACCUGACAAAGGAAAUCGUGCCGGUGGAUGCCACAGAGGAGGAGCCCAAGAGCUUCAUCUACCUGAGUGCUGAUGCCAUGUCCAACCCUGCCAAGCUGCUGGUGCUCAUCCAGGGGUGCGGGGUGGUCCGGGCCGGCCAGUGGGCACGACGCCUCAUCAUCAACCAAGACCUUGACUCGGGAACACAGAUCCCCUUCAUCACCCGCGCCCAGGAGGAAGGCUACAGUGUGAUGGUGCUCAACCCCAAUGAGAACCACCUGGAGGUGGAGAGGCCGGCCAAGCCCACGCCCCUGCUCUCCCCCGAGGCCUCGGACGAACCCGCCGAGAAGAGAGAGCGCAAGGACGACCGGGAGAGCAAGAAGAAGAGGGACUUCUACGAGAAGUACCGCAACCCGCAGAAGGAGAGCGAGACAGAGCAGAUCCCCAUACGGGAAAACGGCUCCCCCGAGGAACACGUGCUCUACGUGUGGGACCACUUUGUGUCCAAAGCCGCCGCCAGGAACGUCUUUGUCGUGGCGCACAGCUACGGAGGCCUGUCGUUGGUGGAGCUGAUGAUUCAGAGAGAGGCUCAGGUGAAGAACAGGGUGUGUGCCGUGGCCAUGACCGACUCAAUCCACAACAUCUGGCACCAGGACGCCAACAAGAGCAUCCAGGAGUGGCUGCAGCAGCAUUGCCGCAACUGGGUGUCGAGCCCCGAGCCCCUGGACACACCGGUGGAGCCCAUGCUAUCAGACUGUCCUCGCGUCUCUGCAGGUACAGAGCGACACGAGCUGACGUCGUGGAGGAGUUUCAACUCCAUUUUCCAGUUCUUCGGUGAGGCUUUACAGACUGGGGAGGAGGAGGAGGCCUCCAACGCGGUCACUACACGCAGCUCCCACAGAACCAAACCGGACCACAACCACAACGACUUAUAGAACUACACCGACAGGAGGGAAACACAGAGGGGUGGAGGAGGUGCCAAAUCCUCUCCGUCUUCCCUCUCCAUCUUUCCCUCCUUCCUUCCUCCCUCAUCUCUGUGUGAUCUCUCUCUCUUCUGGCUGAAUUUAUCUCCCGGCUCGCACAUGUAUUGUUUUACCGGCAGAGUGCAGGGUGAUGGUGUAUACAUAGCAAUAGCGUUUUGCAUUAUUGCUAGAUGAGCGCAACUGUCAAAACAAUAUGGGCUGAGUGUUUGCGUUUCCCGUGGGCUGUGGCUCGGCUGUGGUCCGGGCCACGGAGCAGUGGUUGCAGUGGCUGAGAUUAAGGCUGACAGGCGCUGUGCACAGUGCGCAGUGGUAUACCUCUAAUUGUCCUGACAUCGCCCUGAACUGAGCUAAUACCCCGGCAGCCCUCCCCACCACUCCCCGAGGUCCUAGAGCCCGCCCCUACCCACACAGUCCUCCUCAACCCACACCACUCAUACACUUGGCAUAUCUCCCUCCCUCAACCCAACCUCCUACCCGUCACCACAAAACGAUGGUUUUAACUAGAGUAAACAUUCUCCAUUAACAUGAGAUCAUUUUAAAUGUAAAGUGAGUGUGUUGUUUUUAUGGCUCCGUAGUCACGUCCAUCCCUUUGCCUUGCCAUCUCCAAACACACACACACACACACACACACACACACACACUUAUUAAAACGAUAGUUACAUUUUCUGUCUAAUGAGGAUCUAUUUAUACGAUCGUACUUUGGGGAGUUGCACUGCAAUGUUUAUGACAGCUGAUAUACUGGUGGUGUUUUGUAUCUUACUUUCGCUCAAUGUUUCGUUGGAUUUUUAUGCACUCUAAUUCGAUUUUGUACCGGACCAAAUGAAGUCCCAGAGUCAUAAAUGUUGACAAUGAGGUAGAUUGUCUAUGAUUUUGUAAUUUGUAAAAAUGUCUUAUUUUUUUUAUUUUUUUUAACUGUACCCUUUUUUUCUGUUUGAUAUCCAUGAAAUUGAUGUCCCCAGAGGAUUUAAUUUGAUGAAAUAAAUAAACCAACCAUAGCCUGUCCUAGAUUUGAGAAUUCAAGAAACUGAGCAGAUUUUAAAUCACUUAAAGCCCAGCAUCAAAAUGAGUUUUAGGGAUAUCUCAUUUUAACAGAAACAAGAAGUCAGUAACACAGUCAUAAAAACUUCAAUACAUCCCCUUGCACGUGUCGGGAAAUCCAAGAUUUCAAUAUUAUCCUAAGCCUAGAUGAUGUGUCUUCAGAUGUUGGGAGGAAUGUAUUUUCCAAACACUUGCCUCGAGUGCAAACGUAAACGUGACAAAGAGGAGAGCCCUGCGUGGGUCAUCCUCGCAUAAUCUCAAUCAGGGACAUAAACAAGAUUUUUUUUAAAUAUUUCCACGACGUGUAAGUUAGAAAUCACUCAAAGAUGAAUGGAAUAUCCUUCUAAUAUGCCCAGAUAUUUGUAUCACCAGGAGACAGUAAGCCACUGAUACAUGAAUACACCUCUCAACACAGCCACUGUCUAUCCAGACAUGUUUUACCUUUCCACGGCUUCAGGCGAGGUAUUUAUAAGGAGUGUUAAGAAAUAUAUUGGAAUAUAUUAUACUUUAUUUUUUAUUCUGUGUAAAUAACAGCCACUGGGUGAUAUUUUGAGGCUUUUGUAGGUUAUUAAACACAUCAUUGCUUUUGUCAGUAAUGAGGGAAGCAGUGUGUGAGCUGUUGUAAUUUUCAUCUAAUUGUAUUAAAUGUCUCUUUGGAUGUCACUCAUGAAGUUAACUUGUUGUUUGAUUUGGGAAUAUGCGGACUGGUGGAGAAGUUUCAUUUCAGGAUGCUGUUGUUCAUGUGUGUUCCCUUUGCGUGAAAGAAUAAACAGUUGCUAUUUUACUUCAUUAUGUGUAUAUUGCUGCCUCAGGAAUAUACAACACACUAUGUUCACUCGAUAUUUGUAAUAAAGGGCUCGUUCCACGAAA
Molecule: messenger RNA, 3270 nt
Organism: Salvelinus namaycush (lake trout)
Lineage: Eukaryota; Metazoa; Chordata; Actinopteri; Salmoniformes; Salmonidae
Gene: arb2a
Product: family with sequence similarity 172 member A
Exons: 11
Coding region: 55-1314 (419 amino acids)
Biological process (GO): regulatory ncRNA-mediated heterochromatin formation
Cellular component (GO): nucleus
Molecular function (GO): siRNA binding
Source: RefSeq, a predicted model, not a curated record